Molecule: messenger RNA, 1810 nt
Organism: Ceutorhynchus assimilis (cabbage seed weevil)
Lineage: Eukaryota; Metazoa; Arthropoda; Insecta; Coleoptera; Curculionidae
Source: the annotation of a GenBank genome assembly
AGUCAUUGUCAAAUUGUGGAGACCCAGUUCGAAAAUGAGUGCAGUAGUGGGAACCGAAAUCUUGGCUGCACCCGCCUCUUUUGUCCCUAAUCUUUUUGUUACCGUUUUAUUUGGGACAGUAACCUUACUGGCAAUCUACCAUUUUUGGUUCCAAUCCCUCCAUUAUGUUAAACUUUCUAAAAAUAUUCCUGGACCAACUCCAUUACCUUUCGUGGGUAAUGCUUUAAUGGCAAUUGGAGUAUCUCCUAUAGAAAUAAUGCAAAAAGUCUUAGACAUUCAUAAAGAACUUAAAAGUGAUGUUGCAAAAAUUUAUAUUGGUCCCAAGUUGUACAUAGGAUUAACAGACCCUAGAGAUGUUGAAUUGAUUUUGGGAAGUCAUGUACAUUUAGAAAAAUCGUGGGAGUACAAACUUUUCGAGCCCUGGCUAGGCGAAGGGCUUUUAAUUAGUAAAGGUGAUAAAUGGAGAACCCACAGGAAAAUGAUUGCUCCAACUUUUCACUCGUCUAUUUUGAAGUCUUUUAUGCCCGUUUUUAAUAAAAACGCUCUAAGUCUUUUGAAUCAGCUUGAAAAAGUUAAAGGGCAAAUAUUCGAUGUACACGAUUAUAUGAGCGGCACUACUGUAGAUAUUUUAUUGGAAACUGCAAUGGGAGUUAAGAAAACCGAAGAAGACAAUACUGGAUUCGAAUAUGCCAAAGCUGUAAUGGAUAUGUGCAAUAUACUACAUUUAAGACACUACAAAGUGUGGUUGAGGCCGGCGUUUAUUUUCAAAUGGACAAAAAUGGCCAGUGAACAAAUCAAAUUUUUGGAAAUAAUUCAUUCGUUAACAAGAAAAGUAAUUAAACGUAAGAAAGAAGAUUACUUUGUGAGAGUUUCGGCAGGAGAGGCAAGCUUGUACAAGGAGGCAGUGAAAGCUGAAGAGGCAAAUAAUAAGGUGAACGAAAAAACUGAAAACUAUAAAUAUAUUCGUGACGAUUUAGAAGAUAUCGAGGAGAAUGAUAUUGGAGAGAAAAAACGUUUAGCGUUCCUAGAUUUCAUGAUCGAAGCCAGUCAAACAAAAGGAAAUAAAUUAACUGAUGAGGAAAUCAAAGAGGAAGUUGAUACGAUUAUGUUCGAGGGUCACGAUACCACAGCGGCCGGAUCCAGUUUCGUCCUGUCCCUGCUGGGAAUUUACGAGCACAUCCAGAAUAAAUGCAUUGCCGAAUUACAAGAGAUUUUCCAUGACGACUGGCAUCGUCCCAUUACCUUUUCCGAUACGUUACAAAUGAAAUAUUUGGAAAGGGUCAUUAUGGAAACUUUAAGGUUGUACCCACCAGUGCCCGUUAUUAGUAGACAAAUUAAUGAAGAUAUAAAAUUGGUUUCAGCUAAUUACACUGUUCCUGCUAAAGCUACAGUAUUGAUUUCUCAAUAUUUAACUCACAGGCACCCUAAAUACUGGAAAAAUCCUACCGUUUUUGAUCCAGACAAUUUCCUUCCAGAAAACUGCCAAGAAAGACAUUAUUACGCCUAUUUUCCGUUUAGUGCUGGACCCAGAAGUUGCGUAGGUCGCAAAUAUGCUAUGCUUAAGCUGAAAGUAAUUUUGGCCAGUAUUUUGAGGAGAUAUAUAAUUAUUUCAACUAAAAAGGAGGAAGAUUUCAGGCUACAAGGAGAUAUCAUUUUGAAGCGAGCUGAUGGAUUUUGUGUGAGGAUGGAGGAGAGAGUACUUAGUUGAAUUAAUUUUGUAAUAAAUGUAACUAUGUCAUAAUCUUUUUCUGGAAAAAUUUCAACCAUUUGUCUCUGAUUAAACGCUGAAACUUUGUAAACAAAAUUAGCG